GGCGCGAGACGCGCCAAUUCCUCUCGCUUUUGCCGCAUCCUCCUCCGCCCCUUUUUCGGGUUACUUCCUCGCUCCCUACAACACACUCCAACGCGAUCCACACCCAAAAAGCGACGGCGCAGUGAAAAGGAAAAAGAGGAAAAAAAGAAAAGGAAAAGAAAAGCAAAGUAAGCCCCCGCAAGACGAAGACGAGAAAAAUUUUACUUAAAAUCCCUCUCCCCAAUUCUCCCGAUUCCCACCUCCAUCAAAAAAUCCCCCUUCCCCUUUCUCUCUCUCUCUUUCUUUCUCCUCGUUUUCCACUGCGCCUUCUAGGGUUUCGAUCGCCUCUCCUUCUCCUCCGAUCAUCUUCUCCGACUCCUCGCCGCUCUCGAUUUGUCGUCGUCGUCGGCGGCGGCGGCGGCGGCGGUGGUGUCGGCGGCGACGCUGCGAGAGGAGAGUAGGGGGGAAAUCGCGGCGGCGGUGACGGAGGCGGCGGCGGAGGCAAUGGGGAGGGGGAGCCGCUCGGCGUCGCACCAGGUGUUCAAGGACAAGGCGAAGAACCGCGUCGACGAUCUCCAGGGGAUGUUCUCCGACCUCCAAUCCGCGCGGCGCGAGAGCCGCGGGGCUGACGCCGCCGUGCUUGAGGAGCAGGUCCACCAGAUGCUCCGCGAGUGGAAGGCCGAGCUCAAUGAGGCCUCCCCCGCCGCCUCCUUGCUUGGGAACUCGCAGGAUCUGUUGCCGUCGGAGACGCUGCGGCUGCUGCAACUGAGCGAGGAGGAGGACGAUGCUACGAGCAAGUUGGCUGCGGGGGUCCCAAAGCCUGAGCCGGAGGAUGCUGCCCAACGCGACGUCGGGGUAGUGCAAGCGAAUGGAGGGACUGAUGUGUUCCAUGAGAAUUAUUAUGUGAAUCAAGAACUCCCAGACAAUGCAUUCUUAUACGCUGAUGAUUACAAAAGCAACCUCCACACAGAUUCAAACCCGAAUAUUAUGAACUGCUUUGAUGGCCCUUCCCAUUUGGAAUAUCAACAGUACAAUGUGCAUCAGGAACUGUCUCACAACCCAUACCUUGAUAUCAACACCUCUGAGCAGAACACUAGUGACGCGUUUCCCCACAUGUCUGACUUGCUUGCAACAAUUUGCCCUCCGCCUUCUGCGUUCUUGGGGCCGAAAUGUGCACUGUGGGACUGUCCAAGGCCUGCUCAAGGAUCAGAAUGGUGUCAAGAUUACUGCAUUAGCUUGCAUGCCACUCUGGCAUUGAAUGAAGGCCAUCCUGGCAUGGCACCGGUGAUCCGUCCUGGAGGUAUUGAUCUUAAGGAUGGUCCUCUUUUUGCCUCUCUUAUUGCAAAAACACGAGGGAAGAAUGUUGGUAUCCCUGUAUGUGAAGGGGCUGCAACUGCAAAGUCUCCAUGGAAUGCUCCUGAGCUUUUUGAUCUCUCUGUUCUCGAUGGCGAAACAAUAAGAGAGUGGCUUUUCUUUGACAAGCCAAGAAGGGCAUUCGAAAGUGGGAACAGAAAGCAAAGAUCACUGCCAGAUUACGGUGGCCGUGGCUGGCAUGAAUCGAGGAAGCAGUUAAUGAAGGAAUUCGGGGGCCUGAAGAGGUCAUACUAUAUGGACCCGCAACCGCUACCCCGCUUUGAGUGGCAUCUCUACGAGUACGAGAUCAACGACUGUGAUGCCUUCGCCUUGUACAGGCUGGAAUUUAAGCUUGUCGAUGCCAAGAAAAGUGCCAAAGCAAAACCUGCUAGUAGUUCACUCAACAAAGCAAAAACUAAUCAGAAGGAUGUUGGUGAAAGUACUCAUCCUGCUCCAAACCCAGUUAAUCAAGAAAACAUUUCGACUGCGUAUCAUGGACUGGACCAGAUUUCUCUAAAUGGAGAGAUUGUUUAUGGGCCAAGUCUCCCGUACGGCUAUUCCAUUGAGAGACUUCGCGAGUAUUAUGGGAAUACAUAAAACCUGCAGAUCUAAUGGAUCCGAUUCUCACGCAAUGUGACAAUAUAUUAGCUUCGAAGAAGAAAAGCGCGACUCCAUCCUUCUAAUUAUCUGACUUUGAGUCAGCCGAUGACUGUGAAUUUGAGGUCAUUUUUGUUCUCAAAUGCUAUAUAUAUAUAUAUAUCUACUUUGGUGGUAAGUUGCUAAUCGUAAUCGAUGUAUAGUGGCUUGACAGUAGAAUGUCCUUGGUGCUUAGCUUAAACCUGAUAAAAGAUGGUCACCAGGUGGGACACUGGAAACUGUGUAGACUGUUUGUUGGCAGUCGAACGCCUCUUUAGUUUUGUUUGGUCCAUCUGUAUAUGCUGUUCUAUUUGUUGCAAGGCUUGCGACGAAUCUAAAUGAAUAUAAUAAGUUCCAUCCCAAGCAGUGUCUGAAUUGUGGUUUGGAGAAUUUUGGUGCAUUUUCGGUAUGGUAUGAGUUUUACAGUCACUACAUUUCAUCACAUGUUGUAACAUUGUGAGGUUAAUCCACUCCUUUUUGGUA
Molecule: messenger RNA, 2451 nt
Organism: Ananas comosus (pineapple)
Lineage: Eukaryota; Viridiplantae; Streptophyta; Magnoliopsida; Poales; Bromeliaceae
Product: transcription factor VOZ1-like
Exons: 4
Coding region: 484-1929 (481 amino acids)
Biological process (GO): regulation of DNA-templated transcription; positive regulation of long-day photoperiodism, flowering
Source: RefSeq, a predicted model, not a curated record